GGUUGUGAAUGUCGAAGAUCAGCUCGAUUUACGGCAGUUUCGCGAUCAACCGGGCAGAUGGGGCCAGGCCAUGGAACCCAAUUGACGCAACCAAGAGGAAGCUAUGGAAUCACAGCGCCCGAGCCUCUUCGCAUCUCAGGAUUCCUCCUGCUCUGUAUCUUCUUCUUCUUCGUCUUCUUCACCAGCCCCCGCUGUCGCCAUGCGCCGAUUUGCUAGGGACGGACGGAAGGAACAAUCGGCACAGUAAGAGAGGGGGAGAGGAUCUCUGGAAGCGCACGGGUGAUAGCAUGGUGGAAGAGUAGACAAGGUGCCCCGGAUCGCCAUGGCUUCUGAAAUUGAGUGGCACAAGCGAUCGGGGAAGUCCGUGCUGGAUGGGUUCGGCCGCUCCCUUGCCCGAAGAGGUCUCGACAUCCUCGACAUGACCGGGGUUACAACUCUCGGAGAGUACCAGCACAGCUCCAGGCAGCUCAUCGACGGAGUGAUUCGCAACCGUGUCGAGGAGAGCCUCGGAGCCGCCAAAUUCGAGAAGAUUUGCAAGCAGCGCACCGUUCUGGAACACAUACACUACUGCCAGUCAGGUCUGUCGUUCGUAAACGGGUUUCACAAUCCGCACAAAGUGGUACCCGGGUCGGGAGUCAGCGCUCUCGGCGAGGCAUUAGCGGUGGCGUCCGUCCUCAACCAUGACUAUCUCGUGCUGGAAUUACGCUGUGGCCGUGACUGUGGCGAGACUCUUUUCAUACGAGCCGAGAAGUCUGGCCACCCUCCACACCAGGCUGGGAUCAUUCUCACAGUGGACCCCAAGUUCAAAGAAACCGAGGAAAGCAUCCGUCUCUUCACAAUUCGCUGCGGUGACAAGGAAAUAGGGUUUCAAGACAUUCUCGCCAUUCUAGCAGACCACAGCCCGGAUUACUCUCUCCGAGACCAAAACUGCUGGCAGUACACUCGCCGGACGGCUAGACGGCUGCUUCAUCGGUGCAAGCAGCUGCCAGAUUUAAGUGCGGAGGAAAUUGGUCGACUGCAGACGGAGGAGGACACCAUGGAAUCCAGGAUCGCCACCAGUCAUCUGAGGCGCGUUGUGAACAAAGGCAAGAGGGAGAUGAAGAACCUUUGGUCCAGAACUCGCGGCUGAUUUUGACGACACCGCUCACAACUUCAAAUCGCCGACUAUGUUUCGGAUUUAGCCUCAAUCAGACCACACACACACACACACACAGUCUUCCGCAAUCAGCUUCACGUUCUCAUGCUGCGCUGCACCUCCUCAGUGACAAUCAAAACCAGUGAGGAUUAUACAAGCUGCACCUAUUUGCACCCACUGGUUCCCACCAAUUCGGUCCAUUGCUCUGCCUGUUUUGCACAUGAAACUUGUGGAUUCUUUCACAGUUAACGCAAAUGCAAAUGCAAAAGUGGAAACUGAUGGCUUGCUUGAAGGUUUCGGUGCUUGUCUCUUUUGUACUCUCCUCUCCGCAAUCUACCAACAAACUUGUUGUCUUUCAUUCUGAUUAGUUGUGCUAGAAACUUAUGAAAUUGCUUCUCGUGUCUUUCGUCUGAUCAGUUUCUUGCUUUGGAAGCAUUUUUUAUGAACUCUAACUAGUUUUCUUUUGGCUGUGAAAGCACCAUCUUUCGUUGUGUGGUUGAAAGAUAAAUUAUAAAUGUGGUGAUCAUAUACGAUUAGUAGUCUGUAUUUCAUUCGCAUAAGAAGUAAUGUGAAUGAUGAGUUGUAUUAA
This is a messenger RNA of Physcomitrium patens, 1724 nucleotides long. RefSeq lists its product as uncharacterized. NCBI's taxonomy places the organism in Eukaryota, Viridiplantae, Streptophyta, Bryopsida, Funariales, Funariaceae. The record is from RefSeq and is a predicted model, not a curated record.